AUGUCUUCUAAUACUUCGAUUAAUGUGCUGCUGAUAGGUUCUAAUCCGUUCUUCAUUUUUUUAUGGUCAAGGUUCAGAUUAGCCAAUAGAGUUAAUCUAUAUUUGACUAAUGACUAUAAGACAAAUUCAUAUGAAAUAGAGACACGGAACUAUAAGAAAGUGAAGUUUCAACUUGAAAACCAUUUCAAUUCCAUACAGAGUUUAGUGAAAACUUUAGAAUAUAAAGGAAUUGAACUUAAAUUUGAUUUGGUUUUCAUUAGUUGUGUUACUAAAAAUAGUCUAAAGAAAAUAUCAAUCUUUCUAAAGAAUAUUAUAGAUGAAAAUACAAAAUUGAUUAUUGAUUCCACUCAUUUGAUUUCAUUGGAGAAAGUAGUGCAUAACUAUAUCAAUGCUACUUAUGAGGUUCAAAUAUUAAGUUUAAUCACUAAUUAUGACAUUCGUUGCAUGAGUAUUUCCCAAGACUCUAUUUCCUUUAAAGAGGUGCCCCAUAAGGAAGCAAAGCCUUUCAUAUAUUUAGGGAAAUCUGAUUUUACUGCAUACAAUGAGAAUGCUAAAAAUUCAUUGCAAGUAGUACAAAGAUUACUUCAGAAAUUACUAGCAUCGGAUUAUAUAGAUCUCUGCGGAAUGAAUCAUAACAAAUUCAUUUCUAAACAAUGGGAACUUGCCAUGGAGCAUAUAUGUCUAGAGGCAUUAUUAAUUGUGUUCCAAGAGAGUAGCUCUGCAAAUUUAAAAAAUAUUCUAUUAGCAUCACCACUAAUUAAAGGGUUACACACUGAAAUGAUAAAUAUUUUAAAAUCAAAUUAUUUAGACAAUGUUGGUAUAGAGGAAUUAAACGCUCAAACAGUUGAAAAUCUCAUGUCUCAUUGGGUUGAAUUCAAUGCUGAUACUGAACCACAGUUUGUUUAUAUUUUCAAAAAAAGAUUACACUUCCUCAACAAUUAUGAUAUUCUGUUAUUAAACCCUAUAAACCAUGCCAAAAGAAUGUCAAUUGAAACACCUUAUUUGGAUUCCUUAUAUGUGAGUCUGAAAAAAUUAAAUGAUAUAAACAAUGAUAAUUCUUCACUAUUCAAGAGAAAUACAGAUACAAACAGUACAAUAGUCGAAAAAUCUUUAGAGAGUGAUGUCGAAAAAAUGAAUAAUCAGAUUCAAUACCUCAGAAAAAUGAUAGAAGGAAAUACUAGCCAAAUUAACAAUUAUACAAAAAAUACUGCCAAUUUGAAAGGUGAAAAACAAAAGUUGAGGGCUGAAUUAAAUUCUAUCACUAAGGAAUUAGACCUACAGUCACAUAAUCAAACACAAGGCCAGAAAAGUAACCAAAAUCGCAACACUUUUUUUGUAGCGAAUGAAAAUUCUUCAAAUAUUAGCCUUGAAAUGUUGAAGGAAAAAGAAUUAGAGCUUAGAGAGAAAGAGUUAUCAUUAAAAGAAAAAGAAUUGGAAUUGGAAUUGAAAAAGAAAGAUUUUCAAAAAUCACUUUAUAAACAGCAUAGAUACAAAAAAAGUGCAGACUAUCUGGGUUCCACUAGGUCACAUACUCCAGUGCAAAGACCCGUUAGUACACAUUUGCCAAUACAGAAUGCAUAUCCAUCAAAUGGACUUGUAAAUGCUCCUAUAAAUGGAAAUUACCUUUCUAAGAAGACCUCCUAUUCAAACUAUGAGCAGUCAAAACAGCAUAUGAACAAUUAUACACAUUAUAAUAAUACAUCUUAUUCUUACAGAUCAGGUCAUAUGAAAAGCAACCCAAAAAACUCUGAACUGCAUAAAGCACCUUCAGGAAAUUUUAAUUUACUGUCUACAAAUAGAAAAAACCAAAUAGAUGAAACUAACGAUAUUCGAAGGCUCUCAUCCGCAGAUAUAACAAAUUCAAGAUAUUCGUACUCAUCAUAUAAUGGCAAUAAUUUAACAAAAUCAUCAUCUGCAUCAUCAUUCUUAUCAACUGCAAGAGAUCCCAACUCUUAUGCUGCAUCCAUUAACCAUCAAUAUCAUAGCCGUACUCCUUCAUCAUCUAGUGCUCUGAUAUUGGAAGAUUUCAACAAUACUAUUGGUAUUGGUAGUAUCCACAAACAAAAUAGCGGAAGAGGAAUGCCCAUACUGAAGAAAAUGCAAACCACACCGGAAGUUACAUCGAUGAAUAGCAAAUAUUCCAAUGGUUAUAAUAAUUAUACUAAUUAUAGAAAUAAUAUUAAAACAAACCAAAUGCCAAUGGUGCCACAUAAUCAAGAAUAUUCAUCACAAACAAAGGUCACAGGAUAUUAUGAAAACAAUUCAAAUAUUCUUUCCAACCGAAAUGACAAUAAUAGGCAAUUACAAAAUAAUUUCAAAUACGGUGAUCAGAAUUCCAUCGCUGGUAAUGCAACUAGUUUAUCUUCGUCAUCAAGCAACGCUUUGAACAUCGGUAAUCUCAAUUCAAUGAAAACGCCGGGUUCCGCAGAUACACCAGCGACAAUCAUUUCUCAGUCACCAAACACUAUGGUUAAUGGAUUGGCUAAUAACACUGAUCUUAUCGCAACUGACAAUAAAGAUCAAGUUUCCAAUGUUGGCAACACAGACAAUAAGGAAUCUAAGAAAAAAAAAAGAAUAGGUUCAGCGGACUUUUCAAAAGGAGUUAGUCAUCAAACAACAAUUUUAUUUUUAUACUCAUCUAUACGAUUAUUAACCCAAUCGUUCAUCUAA
Tetrapisispora phaffii CBS 4417 is the source of this 2670-nucleotide messenger RNA. RefSeq lists its product as uncharacterized. NCBI's taxonomy places the organism in Eukaryota, Fungi, Ascomycota, Saccharomycetes, Saccharomycetales, Saccharomycetaceae. Gene Ontology annotation, cellular component: cytoplasm. Bases 1 to 2670 code for a protein of 889 amino acids. The transcript has a single exon. The record is from RefSeq and is a predicted model, not a curated record.